Molecule: messenger RNA, 438 nt
Organism: Hyaloperonospora brassicae
Lineage: Eukaryota; Oomycota; Peronosporomycetes; Peronosporales; Peronosporaceae
Source: the annotation of a GenBank genome assembly
AUGGCCUCCUCCACACCGCCCGCUUCUCGACUCCGACAGCGUCGAGCGACCACGUCGCGCUCGGCUUCCCGGCCGCCCAAUCACCCCAACCGCCGCCGCUCCCUCGACGGCUACACGACCGCCACAGCGACCGCCACGAACAGCAGCAGCAGCAGCGCCCGAUCGUCUGCAGUCGCGUUGGGUCUGUCCAUGCGCACAGCUCGCACGCGCUUGCUCCAGGCCAUCCAGUGCAAGAUCCAGGAGAAAGAAGACUCGAGGACGCCCACGACGGCGCUGUACGACCCGUUUCUGCUGCUGCUGGCGCUGUGCGCGUCUUUCCGCGUCGCGGAUGCGGUCCGGCGCGUGGCUGGAGCCGAUCAGGACGGAGACGCGCGAGGACUGACGGCAGUGGCCGAAGCAGCGUUCCUCGUGGCUGCCGCGGGGGGAACGUCCUGUUGA